Molecule: messenger RNA, 1293 nt
Organism: Pygocentrus nattereri (red-bellied piranha)
Lineage: Eukaryota; Metazoa; Chordata; Actinopteri; Characiformes; Serrasalmidae
Product: transmembrane protein 150A-like
Exons: 7
Coding region: 334-1083 (249 amino acids)
Source: RefSeq, a predicted model, not a curated record
AACUGAGUUACUGCAGCCAACACCGGAGGAUCUGCAGAUACCUGAUAGAGUCUAUGAAGGGAUCAGUCACUGAACGAUGAGGUCAUUAUGUGGAUGUAACCUGGCUGUGCACUGACCAUGAGUGACCGUUGGCCUGUUGCUUUUGUGUGACGACCAGGGAAUGACUGAACAGAGCAGAGCUGGACUGUGCUUGAUUUUAUCUUCGUUUGCGAUGUCAUGAGACGAGAAGAGAAAUAUGCUAUGGCACUCUACAACCACCACGUCUGUCCUGUGAAUAACUGGUAAAGCGCUCUAACCUCGGUCACUUCUGCAUACAGUUCAACCUCCACAAACAUGUCGCUGUUGUCGGAAGAAAACUUCGUAUCUCCAAAAUCGGGACUUUACAGGAGAAGGAAAAAACCUGCUUUACUUUCAAUGACGUAUAACUCGUCGUGUGAGGAGCGUCUGGCGGUGCAGACUGGCCCUUUUCUCUGCUGCACACUGGACAAUAUACCACUCAUCAGUAAAUGUGGUGCUCUUCCUCCUGAGAGUUGCUGGUUCAGUCUCAUCUGCAGUAUUGGAUCCUUUAUGGUGAUGCUGAUUGGUCUGCUCCGCUACGCUCAGGUGAUCCACAGACAGCAGAACAGUCCAUUGAAUAUGCUGGGCCUUUGCACUGGCUGGCUUUGUGCUGCAGGGCUCACUGUAGUGGGUAACUUCCAGGUUGACUUUCUGAAGGUCCUUCACUAUGUGGGUGCUGGGUUGGCGUUCCCCUGCAGCCUGCUCUUCGUGUGCGUCCAGACGGUGCUGACGUACCGACUGGCCAAUACACAGAGAGACUUCCACACUGUGCACCUCAGAGUGGCUCUCACCCUGCUCGCUUUGGUCACUCUCGUCCUCAGUGGGGUGUUUUUCGUGCAGGAGAGUUUUGCUCUGCAGCACGCGGCUGCGCUCUGCGAGUGGCUUUUCGUCAUCGUUAUCUUGCUCUUUUACGGCUCGUUCGUCUUUGAGUUCCGCUUCAUAUCUACGGACACUUUGGUGGUUCUGAUCCAGAAAGGAGCAGCACUUCACCUCUGUCAGAAUGACUGUAAGCUAGAAAGCGCAUAGCUCAACCUCUCCCUCAGCAGCGAUAGAGGACUACUCAAGUACACUGACUGCAGAAACUUGGAGGUGAAUUAAUGAAGUGACCACUCAGUGUCCACUUUAUCAGCUCCACUUACUGUAUAGCUGCACUCUGUAGUUCUACAGUUACAUUCUCAGCACUGCAGUAACGCUGACGUGGUGGUGGUGUGUUAAUGUGUGUUGUGCUGGUCUGAG